This is a messenger RNA of Haliotis rubra (blacklip abalone), 1793 nucleotides long. RefSeq names its product inositol polyphosphate 5-phosphatase K-like. NCBI's taxonomy places the organism in Eukaryota, Metazoa, Mollusca, Gastropoda, Lepetellida, Haliotidae. Gene Ontology annotation, biological process: phosphatidylinositol dephosphorylation. The record is from RefSeq and is a predicted model, not a curated record. Gene Ontology annotation, molecular function: phosphatidylinositol-4,5-bisphosphate 5-phosphatase activity. Gene Ontology annotation, cellular component: plasma membrane; cytoplasm; ruffle.
ACUUCCAAGGAUCUUCUUUCAAAAUACAGUUUGCUCAAACUUCUCUUGCAAACGUCCCCACAUCAUAAUUGUAGCCAACAAGAUAUAAUAGAGCAUAUAGCGAGAAUGCCAGUCGCUAAAAUGCACUGAGUACAGAACACCCUACUUGCCAUUAUAAUUAGUUUGAACUUCAUUUAUACCGUCGUUAUCUGGAUAUUCCAGUUUCAUGGUUGAGGGGAGUGCGGAAAUAACAUCAGUAUGGCCAAGAAAUUACCCUGUAAGCAAAUGAGACUUUACCUGUGUACCUGGAAUGUUGGAGGAUCCAAGCCUGAUUUGGACUUUACAGAUGUCCUUGACCUUCAGAAUUCCAAGCACCCAGACCUGUAUUGUAUUGGUCUGCAGGAGAUUGACGUGCAAGACCUUAGUUUGGAGGAACACCCAUGGAGCAAAGCACUCACCGCCUGUCUCGGAAGUAGAGGAUAUGUCAGGUUGAAAGUUCGUAGGAUGCGUGGUGUGAUGACCAUUGUGUUUGCGAAGAGAACCCUGCUGCCUUAUAUCACCAGCAUCGAAGCUGAAGCUACCAAAACAGGCUUUGGGGGAUGGUGGGGCAACAAGGGAGGUGCCAGCGUGCGGCUGGACCUGUUCGGGAUGAAUCUCAUCAUUGUUAAUUGCCAUCUUGCUGCUCACAGGGAAAAAAUUCAGGAGAGAAUUAUUGACUUUGACAGCAUCCUGGAUAAUCAGAAGUUCAAGGAUGAAGAUGUGGACAACAUUCUAGACCAUGACUAUGUUUUCUGGAUGGGAGACCUCAAUUUCCGCCUUGAAGAUUUAACCUACGAAGAAGCCAUACGUCACAUUGAGAAAGGAAAUCUAACAAAACUGCUCACAUAUGACCAGCUAAAACAGUGUAAGGAAGAGGGACUGAUCUAUGAAGACUUUCAAGAAGGCAGGAUUACAUUUCCCCCCACCUACAAGUUUGACAAGGGGACCGACACGUAUGACACGAGUAAGAAGAAGCGUGUCCCAGCCUGGUGUGACCGCAUCCUGUGGCACUCCUACCAUGAGAGUUAUGGAACUGUCAGCCUUGAUGUCAAGCAGCUGGACUAUAGGAGUCACCCUAAGUACAGGAUCAGUGACCACAAGCCUGUCACAUCUCAGGUGGACAUACAGGUUUUUGGCAAGCCGCCUCCGUCCCCUGUGAAGUUCCAUAUGAUCCUCAAGUGGUACAUGUCCCAGGCCAGCACUCUGACCUACACCAUGAAGGCCAAGUCCUUCUCCACAGACUGGAUCGGCCUGUACAAGGCAGACUUCCGGAGCUUCAAUGAGUAUGUGAGCUACAUCUACGCUGAAGGUGGGGCAGAGGAACAUGGCGACCGUGGGGUGAUGAUGGAGUUCCCUGCCAGUCAAGUGCGUGUGGCUGCUGGCCAUUAUGUUCUGUGCUACCUGACCAAGAACUACUCCCUACAGGGCAUUACUAAUGAGUUCAUGAUUUGCCCCUAAGUGCUGCAUCUCAAGCCAUUAUGUUGAUAACCCUGGUCAACUCAGCUCAACAUAUCCAAAAUCUGGCAGGACAAGAUUCCUUCUGAUUGGUGCUGACAGUCAUGUGACUUGUAGUAGUCACAUGACCUGUGCAUAAUCACCAGACUGUGAUAAGUUAAUAUAUUUUUCAGCAUAGUGACAUUGUAGCUUAUAUUACCAAUGUGCUGAAGUUAUUUAAUCUUUGAGUAUUGAAAUCUUCAGUAUGAGUAGUUAGUCAGAGAAGCUUAACAAGGCCUCAUCAUAUCUUGUAAGCUGAGUCCUAAUAAAAUCUGACCUAG